CUCGGUGUGGUCCUCUAUGAUAAACAGUCGUCAUUACGAAACUGAAAGUGUUACUGCGACUUGGGGACCGCUAGUGCUUAACAAAGCCCAUAUCGUAUCAAAAGCUUUUUAGAGAUUAUGUCUUCAGCCAUUGGAAUUCUGCUUGUGGGGAUUUUCACUGUAACUGUCCCAUCAACUGCUGAUUUUGUGACUAUGGAGUGUCAGAGCAGCACUGGUCACCCUGGCCAGUCCUCAAGGCUGAACUGUGUGGUGAAAGCACAACGGGAAUUUAAAAUAAUGCAGGUCUUCUGGAGGAAAGAUGGUGACCUUGUGAUGAAAUUCGAUGGUGGUACACAAAUAGAGGAUGAACGAUUUCAGUUGGCAGACACCAACUGGAUGAACAGCUAUGAUUUAUCCUUACUUGUGAAGGACACCAAAAUCUCAGAUGAGGGCAACUAUUCAUGCAUCGUGGUCACUAACAGGGGGAUAAGUAAAGGAGAUGCCAGAUUAGAUAUAGAUAAAAGAGGUCUCGGAGGACAAGUAUUUUCUUUUCCAGAGGGAUACGUCAGCUCUUAUGUGAGGCUUACACCGUUAGUCUCAAAGGCCCUCUCCUCCGCCACUUUCUGCUUACGCUUUUACACAGACCAAUUAUCAAAUGACAAUGUUCUCUUUUCGCUAGACAUAACCGGACAACCAGCUGCUCUCACAAUAUUUGGGCAUUUCAGUCAACAACCACACUAUGAAUUGCGCAUUGAGGACAAGAGUCUCCUUUUCUUUGGCCUACAGUACAACUUGAAUAAGUGGAACUCACUAUGUACAGCCUGGGAUGGGAGCACUGGGAUGUCUCAGAUGAUCGUCAAUAAGACGCCCAGUGUCAGGAAACUUGCAAAUCCUGGAGGUUCCCUUGCUGCAAACAACAGUGUAAUACUUGGACCAAAUUGGACGUCAUUCAUGGGACAUAUCACUGAUGUGCAUGUUUGGGACUACGUCAACUCACCAUCCGAAAUCCAGAAUUAUAUGGAGAAUGAUUUUGUGAACUACACCCUGGGUAAUUACCUAAAUUGGAGAUCGUUGGAUUACUCCAUAAAUGGAUAUGUGCUGGUUGAGGACAUUAAUACAUUAAAUUCAUGGAAUUAGAGACAGUGUGCACAAAGGCUACACAAUUACCUGUUACCCUGACCAUGCACUAUUUACCAGCAUUCACAAGCAUUUACCGGUAACAGCAUCUAUCCAUUCGCUUAUGACAAAGUUCACUUAAAAUCAGUAUCAGUAUUUUAGAGCAGACCAUACACACAUAUCACAUUCUUACCAAACAAAUCUGUUGGCUGAAAUCUUUCAUGUUGACUGUGUUACUAAUGUGACUCACCUAUGGUGGGAGUAAAGGUUACAUGUCAAAACACAGCCUAAACCAAACUAUAUGGAAAUUGUAGUGCAACUGGCAUCAGCUAAACAUAAUGUUGAUUUUAAUGUUGAUUUAAUGAUGAUUUUAAUGUUGUUGCAAACGAUCAUGGGCGUUAGGUUGCUCUUUAAACUAUGUAUUUUUGAGUUGGAGAAAAAUAAUAGUCUAGUAAAAUAAAAGUAUUGGUGUUUAUUUACACAGAUCAAAACAAA
This is a messenger RNA of Alosa alosa (allis shad), 1590 nucleotides long. RefSeq names its product female protein-like. The record is from RefSeq and is a predicted model, not a curated record. The transcript has 4 exons. The coding region runs from base 118 to 1116 and encodes 332 amino acids. Lineage: Eukaryota; Metazoa; Chordata; Actinopteri; Clupeiformes; Clupeidae.